CAAGUUGGAAUGUUGUCUUCACUUGGUCGAUGGCAGCUGUCGCGUCCUGUUCGGUUACCAAAGCACACAUCACUGCUUCCUCGAGUGGUAUUCAAUACUUGGGAACAUCGCUAUUGUGUUGUGUACAAGCCUUACGGGUGGUCUAUGAGGAACGAUGGGACGGCUCUUGGGAGGCCUUCAUUAGAAACUACCUUUACCCCGUUCUUGCCCGGCAACUCGAGCCCAGAGAUCCACUCCGGUCAAAACGAGGAGCUCGAUCGCAUGAAGCAGGACCUUCCAUUACCUGACGAGAUUGACCAACCACGGGAUCGAUUGAGGGACGGCAAAUUGCACUUCCCGAUCAAUGUUGAAGUCGGCGUUGCAGGCUUGUGUGUGGUCUGCACUGACAAGAGCAUAUCGCGACAGUUCAAGACGCAUUAUCGAGAGCAUGCCUUGCGGCAGACCUUUCGGUUGCUGGCCCGACCUGCCCUGUCGCCUCACUCGACCGAUUUUUUCAGUCCAGACGGACGACUACUGGAGUACGGCGUUGUCGAGUCGUGCAUGAGCUGGUCUAAGGAUGAUCAACGGUGGCAACCGGUCGAAUGCUCCUCGAAUGAUUCCACUGUUGGUACGGAGUUCCGACUCGUUGAAGCCGGGGUUGGCGAUCUCUGCAUGUAUGAGGUGAUGACAACCCCGUCGAAGCCCGGCUACAUCACGGCGCAUUUUGCUGAAGGGGGCCUCGAUAUUGUAGAGAACAGCGAUGGGCUUCCCUAUAUGCAGCUGAGCCGCCUCGAAUUCCCCGACCCUCUCAACCCGACUGGCAAAAGUAUAAUAAUCAACGUCGAACCAGAACAAGAGAUGGUGGCUGCAUUGCAUGGUCAAAUUUUGAGUGCUUAGUUUAGGUUGCCUCUG
Messenger RNA from Perkinsus marinus ATCC 50983, 891 nucleotides. RefSeq lists its product as hypothetical. Bases 10 to 876 code for a protein of 288 amino acids. Lineage: Eukaryota; Perkinsozoa; Perkinsida; Perkinsidae. The record is from RefSeq and is a predicted model, not a curated record. The transcript has 6 exons.